Messenger RNA from Spodoptera frugiperda (fall armyworm), 1130 nucleotides. RefSeq lists its product as uncharacterized. Lineage: Eukaryota; Metazoa; Arthropoda; Insecta; Lepidoptera; Noctuidae. The coding region runs from base 325 to 684 and encodes 119 amino acids. The record is from RefSeq and is a predicted model, not a curated record. The transcript has 4 exons.
AGCUCGUUACGGCGGCGGCCGGACUAUUGUCUAGCAGGAGGUUUUGUCACAAGACAUUAUAGUGAAGUGAUCUCGCUGUUACCGACACCACAGUGAGAGACGCGCCGUGGAGCGCUGCGCAUGCGCCAACACCACUCUGACGCGCGCACCAUCGUGCCCAUUUCGAACAUAAACAAAAUAGUGAUACCAUCCACAAACAGUGCCAAAGUAUUUAGUGUGUACAAUCGAGUAAAGCUAAACUAGUUAUUUUAUUCAAAGUGAAAGGACCAAGUUGUCCGCGCUGCGUGUUUAUUUGAUUGGGCGACAGACAACAAGUGAAACAACAUGGAGUCGUCUGGAGACAAGGCAAUCAGUUGGCCGGAAGAAGAUGUGGUGGAGUCGACGUCGGAUCCAAACCUCACAGUGUCCAUGAUCACGGAGGAGUUGCCUGCCCUCACGGUGACCACGAUAGUGGGCAUGACCGUAGUGAUGCUCAUCGCAAUCCUCGCUGUGUUCCUCUUGGGAGUUCUCAUUGAUUGUAGACAGCAGAGACUACUAGAGAAGAAAAUGGGGGAAGCAAAGCGGAUGAAGGCCAGUAGACGAGUGAACACAACUGUUGAGGAGGACGACGCGAGCAUAGCCAACAACAUGGAGGAGUCGGGCAUGAGCGAGCCACCGGCAGAGGUCCUGCGGCAUAUACCUUGACACUGCCACGUACAGAACACCUACAUAUACCUUAUCAACUACUUCUUUAUUGUUAUUGCAUUGUUAGUUGUAUAAAUUAAUGAUACCAUCUAAACCUUGUUUGAACUACGAAUGUAAAUUCAGUAAAUAAUUUCCAAUACUUAGUUUUUUUUUAUUGGUACUUUUCAGUCUAUAAAACUAGAUCACUUCUAUUUUAUUUUAAGUACAUUGUUUACUUUCAUUGUAAUAUAAUUCGUAAGAUGUGUUUAUUGUUGGUAUAUGUUCAAUGGGCCAAAGUAUGUAACCUUCAUGUACAUAGUAAUUUAUAAGUAGGCGAAUCAAUUGAAUCUUAUUGUUCUUUGGGACUUGAUCCCAGCUCGUAGGCAAAUAGAUAAUUAUUAUAUUUUUAAAGAAUUUUACACAUUUAUUAUAUUGUGAUAUAAUUAUUAAAUUAUUAUAUAAAAACA